AUGGGCUCCUACAUCUGCGCGGUCCUCGAGCAUCGCGGCGUUGGCAGAGAGGUCGGGAUUGCCGCCAUGGAAAAGGACACGGGCCGCUGCAUCCUCACCCAGUUCGCCGACACCCAGACCUACGUCAAGGCCAUCCACCACCUUUCGCUGCACCCGCCCUCGGCCAUCCUCGUCCCAGAGAGCGCCGUGCGGACGCCGCUGAGAAAGGGCUCCAAGGCGACCCGCAGCGCCGAUCCCGUUCGAGCUGCUGACCCUGUCGCCACGGAGGAGUCGGUGCUCGUCAAGUGCCUCGAGGACAUUUUCGAGCUCAGCGUGACGCCGCUGCCACGCAGGCACUGGAACCACGAAGAAGGUGCCCGAUAUCUCGACAAGCUGCUCGUCGACGACACCGGACAGGGCUUCGUGUCGCCACCCGGCUCAGUGGCCAGAGAUUCCGGCACCGGAGUGGGAGCGAGCAGGAGCAACCUGUCCUCCGAGAUCAACGCCGCCGCAACGACCAGGGCCGCCGUCCUCGAAGCCAUCUCCACGCGGUACUACGGCCUCUCGGCGGCCUGCGCGCUGUUCGAGUACAUCGAGUCGGUCACGAACCGGGUCUUCAGCCCCCGCUCCCUUCGCAUCCAGUACGUCGUGCCCGACGGCACCGUCCUGAUCAGCAGCAACACUGCGCGCGAUCUUGAGCUGGUCAACAACCUCAUCGACCGCCAGUCCAAGCUCUGCCUAUAUGACAAGGACACGAUUGAGGCGAGGUACGACGCCGUGGAAGAGUGUACACAGUCAGAGGAGAGGUUCUACGCCAUCAAGGAGAGCAUGCGGCCGCUCAAGGAAGCCAGAGUCGAUCUGGACAAGGUCAUCCACCAGCUCGUGGCGACCGAGAAGAAGACGCUCUUCCCCAAGCGGACAGAGACCAAGAUCGCCCAGAUGCUGAGCCUGCGGACGCUCAUCCGCACGCUCCGACCGGCACGGGCCGCCCUGGAAGGCAGCAGCAGCAACCUGCUGGUCACCAUCGCCGAGUUUCUAGCCUCGGACCAUCUCGACGCCGUCGAACAGGCCAUCGAUGCGACAAUCAAUGAGCAGAUUGUGCAUUCCAAGGGAGGCCUCGGAUCGCGCAACGCCAGGGUCGCGGAAAGGAGUCCCCUGCUCGAUGUCGCGCGGGAGACGUAUCGAGAGAACAUGAACGACAUCACGGAGCUGAGCGAAAAGUACCGACAGGAGUACAACCUUCCGCUGAGCAUCAAGAUGUUUGCCGAAGGCUUCUGCCUCGAGACACGGUUGGACUCGAGCCGCAUCCGGCACCUACCCAGCAUCUUCACCAACGUCGUCAAGGGUAAGACGGGACGUACGGUGACAAUGCUGACCCUGGACCUGAAAAAGCUCAACGCUCGCUUGAUGGACUCGCUCAACGAGGUGUACUUGAUGUCGGAGCGAGCGAUCGAGGAGCUGCGGAUUGAGAUCGUGUCCAACGUCGCCGGCCUCUACAAGGCAAGCCAUGUUUCCGAAGCGCUCGCGCUGCUUGACAUGGUGGCCGGCUUCGCCCAUGUCGCCGCCGCGCAGAACUACCAGCGUCCCGAGAUCACGGGCACCUUGGCGCUCCAGAGCGCGCGUCACCCGAUCCUGGACAGGGUCAAACAGCGCAAGGAGCUGGUGCCGAACGACGUCUUCAUCCCGGAAGAGGGAGGCUUCUGCCUCGUCACCGGACCCAACAUGAGCGGCAAGAGCACGUACCUGCGACAGAUCGCGCUCCUCGUGGUGAUGGCGAUGAUCGGCAGCUUCGUGCCGGCACAGUACGCGAGCUUCUUUGUCCCGGACGCCAUCUUGAGCCGCCUCUCGAACAACGAGGACACCGAGCAGAACCUGAGCACUUUUGCCAACGAGAUGCGCGCGACGGCGUUUGCCCUCUCGCUCGCGUCGCCUCGAAGCCUGGUCAUCCUCGACGAGCUGGGACGCGGCACGUCGCCCGACGAGGGCAUCGCCAUCGCCCAGGCCGUCAGCGAGGAGCUGAUCCGCCGCAGGUCGUUUGCCUACCUCGCCACCCACUUCCUCGAGCUGACCUCGACGCUGAGCCCACAUCCCGGCGUCAGCAUGGUCCACUUCCGCGUCACGCUGGGCCCGAGCGUGGCCGAGCCCUCGGAGCCGUUCAAGAUGGUCUUCCACCACAAGCUCCAGCUGGGAUACUGCGAGGAGGAGCACUAUGGCCUGGAGCUGGCCAAGCUGGCCAACCUUCCCCCGGGCAUGCUCGAAAGAGCAUACGAGAUGGCUCGAAGCAUCGAGCUGCGAAGAAAGCAGGCCGAAGGACACCUCAUGCAGCAGAACCUGGCGACCAGGAGGCGGCUCGUGCACGAGCUGAUUGCGCACCUGCGGCACAUUGCCAGCUCCCGCGACGAGGCGAGCGAAGCGGAGCUGGGUGCCUACCUCGCCGACCUCCAGCACGAGUUUGUGGACCAGAUCGCCUCGACAUUUUCCGAGCAGUCGGCGAGCGAGGGGACCCACCCUGGCAGUAGCUCAUCGUCGGCUGGCCAGCGAGCAGGCCUGGAUGCGGCCAUGGAGGAGGAGGGCGAGCUGGAUGUCGGGGGCCUGUAG
Pseudozyma flocculosa PF-1 is the source of this 2577-nucleotide messenger RNA. RefSeq lists its product as uncharacterized. NCBI's taxonomy places the organism in Eukaryota, Fungi, Basidiomycota, Ustilaginomycetes, Ustilaginales, Ustilaginaceae. Gene Ontology annotation, molecular function: ATP binding; mismatched DNA binding; ATP-dependent DNA damage sensor activity. Bases 1 to 2577 code for a protein of 858 amino acids. The record is from RefSeq and is a predicted model, not a curated record. Gene Ontology annotation, biological process: reciprocal meiotic recombination; mismatch repair. The transcript is spliced from 18 exons. Gene Ontology annotation, cellular component: nucleus.